Vombatus ursinus (common wombat) is the source of this 1164-nucleotide messenger RNA. RefSeq names its product cytochrome c. Lineage: Eukaryota; Metazoa; Chordata; Mammalia; Diprotodontia; Vombatidae. Gene Ontology annotation, molecular function: electron transfer activity; heme binding. Gene Ontology annotation, cellular component: mitochondrial intermembrane space. The transcript is spliced from 3 exons. The coding region runs from base 106 to 423 and encodes 105 amino acids. Gene Ontology annotation, biological process: mitochondrial electron transport, ubiquinol to cytochrome c; mitochondrial electron transport, cytochrome c to oxygen. The record is from RefSeq and is a predicted model, not a curated record.
UCGGUUGCACCGACGCCGGUUACAUAGUAGCGGGUACGGCGUGUCCUUGGGCAGAGGAAGCGCGAGUCGGACCGAGGCGGCGGCGGCGGCGGAGCGGAUCUCACCAUGGGUGAUGUGGAGAAGGGCAAGAAGAUCUUUGUUCAGAAGUGUGCCCAGUGCCACACGGUGGAGAAGGGGGGCAAGCACAAGACGGGGCCCAACCUGAACGGCCUCUUUGGCCGAAAGACCGGCCAGUCUCCCGGCUUCUCCUACACAGAUGCCAACAAGAACAAAGGUAUCAUCUGGGGAGAGGAUACGCUGAUGGAGUACUUGGAGAACCCCAAGAAGUACAUCCCUGGAACCAAGAUGAUCUUCGCAGGCAUUAAGAAGAAGGGAGAGAGGGCAGACUUGAUAGCAUACCUUAAAAAGGCCACCAGCGAGUAAUGGCUGUCUACUGCCUUGUUUAUUAUAAAAAGGAGGUGUCUCUCUUGUGAUGAGAUUGCUUUUCUUUUUUUACAUGUAUCAUAACAAUCCUAUUUAAAUUGGUUUCAUCAACCAGAGAAUUUUGAUCAUGAAUGGCUGUUUAAAAAUUUUGUUCAGCAGUCCUAAUGAAGGAAGGGUCAUAGUUACAGCCACGACGGAGCUGUCACACUUCUGUUUCUUUUACAAGAUUUUUAAUAGAGGUGAUGUGCUCCACCUCUGUCUUGGAAAGUUUUAAAUCUGGCUUCUUUUACUAAGCAAUAGGGAAAACCUACUUGAUAGUUUCAUAUGACUUUUACAUGUAGUAUGUUGGGGGGAUUAUCUUUUGGGGAAAAUUUGUGCCCCAGCCUGUCCAAAGGCAAGGUCAACUGAAUCAAAACAAACUCACGAACUUCUAACUUAAAUUCCCUAACUUUCCAUUCAUAAACAGCUUAAUUACAGUGAUUUGAUUAAAUACUGCCUUUAAAUUGUUGAAAGGCAUUUCAAUGUAUUUUAUUGUCUAACAAUCCAGAGUAAAGAACAUCCCAUCACAUGUGUGGGUGAUCUUUGAAUGGGAGCUGUGAUAGGACCUUCUGCUGAGUUGUUAAGUACCUGUUAUGCUCGACAUGUUCUAUAGUCGUGUUAAAACUGACUUGGAGGGUUCAGCUGGAUGAUGUGAUCAUAAGAAUUCAGCAAUUAAACACUUGUCAGUACACUUUUCCUGAA